AUGAAGAAGCGAGGAUGGUUGGAGGACGACACGACCAUCACAACUGUGCUCAUGGCGGACAUCUGUCGGCAGGCAGCGGAAAAAGCGGGAGUGAGUCAAGAAGCGAAACACAUGCUGAAAGCCUUCUCUUUUGUGCUCGAGACUGCAGCGGUGGACCCUCUCCUCGAAAGCUUCAACAAGACAGCUACUGCAAAACUCGAUAGCCUAGUCGACGCAACAAAGCUGAAGCUCAGCCAAACCAUCGAGUCAACCACCAAGCACCUGGACACCGUCAGCUUGAAGUACAGCGAACUCACCAUCUCAGCUUCCAAAGCGGUCACGGCUCUCAAGGCGGCACCAGUUCAUCGACUGUACAGCCAAGCACUAGCAAGCAAUGCAUGCACCAAGCUCAGCCAAUCCCUCAUCCUCGACGACGCCAAAGCAAUCAACAUAGUCAACGCUAGGGAACGACUAGUCCUAUUCAACACUCCAAGCGCCGUCGCAAAGGAACGAGGAAUGUACACUAGGGACGACAUCAACGCUUACAAGGACACACUCAACGUAGCGCUAGAGAAACUCACGGAUGGAGCAAGCAAGAAGCGGAUAGUAGGCUUGCGCAUUAUACGCACCGGGACGCUCCUGGAGCUGGACUCUGCAAAAUCCGCUAAGUGGCUAAAGGAGAAUAACAGGUGCGCAGAGAUGGUAAAGGAGGCUUACACCUCGAGAGAAGAAGAAACGAAAGUCAUCCCUUGCGUGCACGAGCUGAUGGUACGCUUCGUCCCUGUGGACUUCGACCCCCACGAAGAGGAAAGCCUGCACUCGGUGGAAUUGGAGAACGGCCUACCACCACACUCAAUCAUCUCCGCAUCCUGGAUCAAGGACCCGUCAAGGAGGUACGAAGGACAAGGAUAUGCCAAUGUCAAAAUCAACUGCGCCUCACCCAAAGUAGCCAACCGCAUGAUCCUCGGCCCCACAAGAAUUGGUAACCACUCCGUCAAGGUGCAAAAAGAACAUCGGCGGAGAGGUUCACCUGCCGAUUCUGCGCGCAAGAGCACAGCUCUUGGGACUGUCCGGACAAAAUGCAGACCAAAUGCACCCCAUGCGGGUCCAGCCAACACUCCUCCGGGGACGAAAGAAACAAGAUCCAAAUUCUUCUUCACCAAGGACCGAUGGACGUAUAACAAGUCAAUCAAUGCCCCAUGGAACUCGGGAUACCUGUGCCCAGAGAUCGAGACUGAGACCUCGCAAGAACAAGCAGGCAAGCAGCUCACAACGGCGGCUGCCAACGCCUCACAGGGAGUCACCAACAAGUCCAGAAAGAUCAACCAGACGAAAAACUGA
Messenger RNA from Serendipita indica DSM 11827, 1320 nucleotides. NCBI's taxonomy places the organism in Eukaryota, Fungi, Basidiomycota, Agaricomycetes, Sebacinales, Serendipitaceae. The record is from the annotation of a GenBank genome assembly.